Molecule: messenger RNA, 714 nt
Organism: Terrapene triunguis (Three-toed box turtle)
Lineage: Eukaryota; Metazoa; Chordata; Testudines; Emydidae
Product: myosin heavy chain, skeletal muscle-like
Cellular component (GO): myosin complex
Source: RefSeq, a predicted model, not a curated record
CAUCACCCUGUGCAGGUGGAUUUGGAAGAGGCAGAGGCAACUCUUGAGCAUGAAGAGGCCAAAAUUCUCUGUGUUCAGCUUGAACUGACCCAAGUGAAAUCAGAAAUUGAUAGAAAGAUCAUUGAGAAAGAUGAAGAAAUCGAUCAGUUAAAGAGGAACCAUCAAAGAACUGUGGCCAUGCAGAGUGCUCUAGAUGCAGAAAUACAGAGCAGAAAUGAAGCCCUGAGGCUAAAGAAGAAGGUGGAGGGGGAUCUGAAUGAAAUGGAGAUCCAGCUGAGCCAUGCCAGCCGCCUGGCUGCAGAGGCACAGAAACACUUGUGGAAUGUCCAAGGAGUGCUCAAGGACAUGCAACAGCACUUGGAUGAUGCUCUCUGAGGCCAAGACGACCUGAAGGAGCAGGUGGCCAUGGCUGAGCGCAGAGCUAACCGGAUUCAGGGUGAAACUGAGGAGCUAAGAACAGCUCUGGAACAGUCAGAGAGGAGCAGGAAAGUGGCUGAACAGGAGCUCAUGGACACCACUGAGCAUGUGCAGCUCCUGCAUACUCAGAACACCAUCCUUAUGAAUACAAAGAAGAAGCUGGAAACCGAUAUUGCCCAAAUCCAAAGUGAGGUGGAGGAGGGCAUUCAAGAGGCAAGAAAUGCUGAAGAGAAGGCAAAGAAGGCAAUCACAGAUCUAAAUGCAGCCAUGAUGGCGGAGGAGCUGAAGAAGGAAUAG